AUGUCUGACGCUCACCCCGACACCUCCGACGACCGCACCAUGCUCGCCUGCAAGGCCUGCCGCGCAUCCAUCGUCUCCCGCAGCUCCGUCAUUACCGAGGACGGAUUUCGCGGCUACCACGGCAAGGCCGCGCUCGUCACCGACGCCCCAAACACAUCCCCCGCCGCGCCCUCGAUCAUGCUCAUGGACACCGGCGCACACACCAUCGCCGAGCUCGCCUGCGCGUCCUGCGCGGCCUACCUCGGCUGGCGCGUCCUCCGCGCGCACGAGCUCUCCGAGAAGUGGAAGGAGGGCCGCUGCAUCCUCGAGCUCGCCCUCCUCGCGCCGCUCCCCCUCCGCCCGCUCCCGACGCCCAUCCCACGACCGUCCUCGGCGCCCUCAGCAACGACGCUCGCUCCGCCGCCUGCAUCCUCACCCACGCAGCACUCACCACCAUCCCUGGUGGACACCCCAGAGCCCUUGGCGUUACCUGUGCCGUCACCGUCACCGUCACCGCCACCGACGCAGGAGCGGGAGUGGGCACACAAAGCGAGGAUCGCAAACGCGAUGCCGGUGCUGGGCCACCGCCGCACUGCGACAGACCCGCACGCACUGCGUGGCCGCCCGCACGGCCCGCGCAGUAUCACGCCGAGCCUCCGGCGGGCAGACCGGACGCUCUCCGUGGUCUCAUAA
This is a messenger RNA of Postia placenta MAD-698-R-SB12, 672 nucleotides long. RefSeq lists its product as hypothetical. Bases 1 to 672 code for a protein of 223 amino acids. NCBI's taxonomy places the organism in Eukaryota, Fungi, Basidiomycota, Agaricomycetes, Polyporales, Adustoporiaceae. The transcript is spliced from 3 exons. The record is from RefSeq and is a predicted model, not a curated record.